Messenger RNA from Colletotrichum karsti, 981 nucleotides. Its product is annotated as acyl-protein thioesterase. Gene Ontology annotation, cellular component: cytoplasm. The transcript has a single exon. Gene Ontology annotation, biological process: protein depalmitoylation. Gene Ontology annotation, molecular function: carboxylic ester hydrolase activity; palmitoyl-(protein) hydrolase activity. The record is from RefSeq and is a predicted model, not a curated record. Lineage: Eukaryota; Fungi; Ascomycota; Sordariomycetes; Glomerellales; Glomerellaceae. Bases 1 to 981 code for a protein of 326 amino acids.
AUGUCCGAAUCCCAAACCACAGCAGACUCGCCAGAGCCGCCUCUGCCCCUCCACACCUUUCACCCGCCUCUGAUCGUGCCCCCAUUGAAACCACCACACAGGCAAACCCUCAUCUUCCUCCACGGCCGCGGCUCCAGCGCCAGAAUCUUCGCACCACCAUUCCUCUCCGCCCCCGUGGAAUCACCAGGCGAGCCAGAAGAAGAAAGCCAAAGGCAUAUCACUACUCUCCAAUACGCCCUCCCGCACACGCGCUUCGUCUUCCCCACGGCCCCGCGCUCCCGCGCCACCGUCUACAGACGCUCCGUCAUCAACCAGUGGUACGACGGCAGCGGGGACUGGGAGGAGACGGUGCUGGGCGGCGCGGGCGAGACCGUCGCGUUCCUGCGCGGGCUCCUCGCGGAGGAGGCUGCGGUCGUGGGAGGGGCCGGCCGGGUCGUUCUCGGGGGUUUUAGUCAGGGAUGUGCCGCGGCGCUGCUGUGUCUGUUGCUCUGGGAGAGCGAGGAGCCUCUGGGGGGAGUCGUGGGGAUGUGUGGGAUGUUGCCGAUGGGCGGUGUGCUCGGCGAUGUCCUGCGCGGGGCUGAUGAUCUGGUGGGGGAGGAGGAGGAUGAUGUUUUUGCUUCGACGAGUCCCUUUGAUGACGAUGGGGAUCAAGCAUCUGCCUCGCCGGUGUUGCAGGCUUUGAAUCUGCUCAGGGAAGAGGUAGGGCUUCAGAAGCUGGGUAGAGAUUCGGAGUCCCGGUUGGAACAUAUCCCUGUGUUCCUCGGCCACGGCACUGCGGACGAGAAUGUGCCGGUUCAAUACGGUCAAGAUGCGUCGCGAGUGCUGCAGAUGAUGCAAUAUGAUGUUACAUUCAAGAGUUACCAAGGGCUUGAUCACUGGUAUUCGACGGAAAUGAUGAGCGAUGUCGUCCGGUUUCUUGGCCAGAAGGUAGCCUGCUUUGCUCGGUCUAAACAGAAUCAGGAGACAACGCAAGGCCAUUAG